This is a messenger RNA of Histoplasma mississippiense, 945 nucleotides long. RefSeq lists its product with no specific name. The transcript is spliced from 3 exons. The record is from RefSeq and is a predicted model, not a curated record. Lineage: Eukaryota; Fungi; Ascomycota; Eurotiomycetes; Onygenales; Ajellomycetaceae. The coding region runs from base 1 to 945 and encodes 314 amino acids.
AUGCCGAAUCCAUACUACACAUUCCCGCCCGAUGCUCCCCUGAACUCCUUUGUCUACUGUCACAAUCGGUCCGAUAAGUCACCACCGCGACGACCUCGUCUCUCCACAUGCCGACGUCGCGGCAUCACCCAUCCGCUCCCGGACUGGGUCGAAUCGCCCUUCUCCGACCCGUGGGCAUACACAGACCCGCAAUCUAGCUGUACACUAUAUACGGUCUUCCCUCCUGAAAUCCGAUUUUUGAUAUUCGAAGCUCUGUUGUGCAAUCGAGUGCUGCAUAUGAAUCUUCUUAAUUACCGCGGAUACAAAGUUCUCAAAGCCUGUCGGCAGACAGGUGUGAGGUGGGAACGGAAGUUCUGGGAUACAGUUCUCAGCGGAUAUUCGGAAUGCAUUCCCCUUCUAUACACCCGAAACACAUUCAAUUUCGGCAGAGACGUCGACGCCUCUUUCUUUACAUCUAGACCCUUACACAAGCGCUUCCAAUCUGUCUCGUGCAUCGAGGUAAAUAUACCAAACUGUUAUCCACAUUAUUCCAGCGACAGCGUGACACGAGAGGCAUAUCAAAAGCUCCUAGCACCGUUCGUCUGCCUGCCCCCAAUGAAAAUUCUCCGGCUCCGCGUGAAAGAUCUCCCGCGCAAAUCAGUCGAUGUCGAGGAGGGCUUGAGCCGGGAGGAAGCCUGGCUGGCGCCCGUGGACAAGCUGGUGAGGCAGAUGGCUUCGACGCUGGAGGAGUUGGAAUUCGUAAUUCCGGCGUGGGGCUUUGAGUUGCUGUGCUGUGGCGAGAAAUCUAACGUUCUUGACGGGGCUGGCGACGGCGAGGGUUGCGAAGAGGAAGUCUUCUGCAAUGAGCGGCGGGGCGGGAAGCGCUGUCGGAGACGACUUGAGGGCCUGAGGCCUGGAGUGCAUUAUUGGAUUUCGUGCCCCGCCGCACCAGACCCGAGCCCCUGA